AUCGCUGCGUUCAGUACAAGCAGCUGACUCUUUUUUUUUUUGUUGUUGCUCCUGUACAAUGUAGUCUAAAUUCAUAAUUGGCUUCUCAAUAAGAUAAGAAAAUGUGUCAUAGCACGGCGGUGUGGUUGUCAGACUGAGGGGCCGGUGAAUGGAGGUCACCGCAGACACUGAGUGAGUCUCCGCGGUGGGAGAGAGAGGGGGAGAGGGAGGACGGACCGCGGCCAGCCGCCUUCAAAAAUGGCGUCUCCGGAGGAAAAUUAGUAAAAGAUAUUAAAACGCGGCCUGUCUUCUUUUCACUUCCUAGUUCGGUAUUUAUGUUUAUUUCCUGCUCUGGUUGCGUGUUUCGCUGUGAGCCUGACUCAUCGUGGGUUUUUCUUGAGUGGCCAGAGAGCAUAAAUCAGAGGAGCAGAGCAUUUGGGGGAAAUAAAGGAGCCCUGUUUUAUGUGAUGCGUCGUUACUGACAGCUAGCAGCCGCCGCUAGCCGCCGCUCCGCCGGGAGGCUUCACCUCCAGGAGACACCGUGUGCGUCCAGACAACAAUAACACGUAUCGAGACACACACGCAGGGUUUCCUCCGCGGUGGCUGAUUGCUGCAACCAACGUGGCCCCCGUCGAUUGCGAUCUUUUCUGCUGCUAGCCUCGUAGCACAGACUAGCCUGAAGAAAGGGGAGGAGAGACGGAGAAAGGACGCAUUCAAAUCAAAUGUUUAUCAGCAAUCCGUGCUCCGCCAGCAGACACACCGCGGCCGCUUCAGCACCAUGACUGCUUCUGGAUUAAACCCGUGAGGAAAUGAUAAAUGUGAAAGGCGAAGGAAAAGGAGAAAGACUGUGUGUGUGGUUUUUUUGUUUUUUUUGGAGGUAGUUGGAUUAUAACCCCGUAGACCCCCCUCUUUUUUCAUCCAGCUUUCUCCUCCUCCUCCCCUCCAUUUCUCUUUCAAUAUGCUGUUUUCCACUCCUGAGGACUUGCUUAUGAAACCGGGGGAAACAGCCUGAAAACCGAGAACUGGAAAGACUGGGUUUGUUCCCAGUAAGCUGCGCUGCGACGGUCCUCGCUGCUUUCGUCUCCAUCGCGCACAUCGCAGCCACAUAAAUGGAUAGAAAUUACCCGGGAACAGGGUUUGGUGAUCUGGGCGCAGGAGCAGGAUGGAGUUACGAGAGAUCUGCAAAAGCAAGUCUUGUCUAUGGGAGUUCCAGAUCAUCCCACCCUGAGUCUGAGCUCCUUCACAGACAAGCCUACGCCACCCCACACCCUCUGCAGGGCUAUGCCACCAAUCACCACCCAGGGAGCUCUGGCCAAGGCGGAGCUUGGGGAGCAGCUGGACGGAGUUUGGGUCUGUCGGGGCUCUUUGACACUGGCCUCCACCAUGCCAGCCCCUCUGCUCCCGAUGCCUCCGUCAUGAAUCUGAUCUCAGCUCUGGAGUCUCGAGGUCCCCAGCCGCCACCCUCUGCCUCCUCCCUUCUUUCCCAGUUCCGCACGCCAUCAUGGCAGACAGCGAUGCACACUCCUGCUCCUCCUGAACUAUUCAUCUCUGGAGCUCUUCCUGGCUCUGGCUCCUUCCCCUCCUCUUCAGCUCUCUCAGCCUAUCAGCAUCCAGCAUCCUUCUCCAGCCGCUCUUUCCCUACAGCCUCCCUUUCCCUCCAGGACACGCCCACGUUUAGUCCCACAUCCAAUGGGCUGCUCUCCCCACAUGACCCCCUAUUACAUAUCAAGGCCCCUUCUCAGUCUAGCCUGGGUUUUGAUAGACUCCUGUCCUCGCAGGGUGCAGCAGCAGCUGCCUAUAGGGGCAGCCAGGACCCCUCGAGUGCCGCAUCAGCCCAGUCGUCCUCUGCCAGGCACCUGCAGUCACACCAGUUCAACCUGCUGUCAUCACAGCUCCAGGACCAGUCGUCCCAGCUGUACAAUGCAUCAGUCUUUUCCUCAGCCCAGGCCCAGCCUCAGAGCCAGUCCCAGUCCAAUUCGGCUCAGGAACGGGCUGUUCCCCGGCAGGACAGCGUUAUCAAGCACUACCAGCGGCCCACGCCAGCCCAGUCCCAGCUCUCAUCCUCUGCUGCCCACUCCCUUCAGCACUACCUCAGCUGUGGAGGGGCGGGGUACCAGCAGAUUGCCACCCACCACAGGCACGCUGGCCUUUCCUGCAGCCCACUGGGCGACCAGAGCCCCUCAUCUGACCACAAGCCCGCCUCUCGCACUGAGCAGUAUCGGCCAAUCAUCCAGCCGCCAUAUUCCUCCUCCUCCUCCUCCUCGUCAUCUUCCUCAGCUGGGAAAGGUACCAAAAGCAGCUCCAGCAGUGGUUAUUCUUCUGCCAGUUCAGCAUCAUCCUCAAGAACUCCCCACACACCCCCUUCUGCUUCCUCUACCUCUUCCUCCUCCUCCUCUUCUUCUGCCACCUCCGGGGCUCAUCCUUCCAACUCAAUCCCCACCUCCAGCUCCAGCGCAGCUCCAUCCAGGCAGCAGCCACCCCCUCAACCGGCUCCUCCUCCCCCUGCCCCACAGCAGCAGCAGCCCCCUGCCACCUCCACGUCAGCGCCCCAGUCUCUCCCCAAAUCCUGCCUCUCAGGCUAUGGUUCUCCCGUUCCCUCAGUGAAGACCCCCACAUCUGCUCUUACCGGUCAGACCCCACCCCAACAACAGACACAGUCAUAUUCCCCUAACCAGCCCCCUACUUCCCACCUGGGUCCGUCCUACGGAGGCUUCAGUUCACCACAAGCCCAAGACCUGAGCUCAGGUACAGGUGGGAAAGGCUAUGGGAGUCUAGGAGGGCGAAGCCAGUCAUACCCCACUGAUAUAUAUGGAGCUGACUCUGCUUAUGGAUCACUCCCAUCCUCCCUGGGUGGAGCUGGAAGCCCAUCCCUAGGCUACGGAGCCCCAGGUCACUCACCUGCCCUUUUAAGGUCAAGUGGUUCAUCGGGCAGUGGCGCAUCUGGGGGAGGAAGCAGUAGCGGCACAGGAAGUGGGAACUCUGGGUCAGGAGGAGGAGCAGGAAAUAGUAUGACUAAUGAGAGAGGUGGUAGUGGUGGAGGCUCUUAUCAUAUUCCAGACUCAAGCCCCUCUCCAUCAGGCAACUCAGGCAUCAUCCGUCCAGGGUUGCACUCCCCAGUGCCCACCUGCCCCACACAAUCUCCAGGAGGUGCAGGCUCUAAUAAAUACAUUUCCUCGGUUCUCUCCCCCACCUUCUUGGCCUCCCCACAGGGCUACCCCGACACCAGAGGCCCCAGCUCCCAAUCACAGUCCUAUCAUUCCACCUCCUCCAAAACAAAGGACACUUCCAUGCUAGGAGUGGGCUCUCAGAGAUCCCAAGAGGAAGUAGAUGACGACGAUGAGUUCUUGAUCCAGCACCUGCUGCAAGCCCAAGCAAGUCCCACACCCCAGACUGCUCAUCACCAUCCUCAACAACAAUCCCAACAGACAUCCCAACAAACACAGCCUCAGCCCCAGUCAGUGCCCCCAACCACUGAUUCAGGCAAAGGGCUGAGCUAUGACAUGGGCAAGAGCCCUGAGGAGAGGUACCACCCCCAGAGUGUCAUACGCACCCACAGUGCCACAUCCACUGGUAAUGCAGGGUCUGGAGGGUCCAUCUCAGGGCUGGAAAACCAGCUGGAGAUGUCGCUAAAGAAACAACAGCAACAACAUCAACAACAACACCACCAUCAACAGCAGCAGCAGCAACAACAGCAGCAAAGGAACGAGAGGUCUGUUGGAAGCAGCAGGAGCAGUGGAGGGAGAGGCAGCGCUGAACAAGUGCACUCUCAUCUCCAUCACCAUGACAACCUAGGCUCGGUGGUCCACUAUGGGCGGGGUGACCCAUACAGUCAACACUCCCUUGCUCCCCAACACUCCUCACACAGUCAGCAUGUGUCCUCACACUCGCAGAUACCACCCCACACCCAAAUGGACCUCCAGAAGAAGGAGCGGGCCGAAAUCCCAUAUCCUCGGAAAACUCCAGAAGUCCAGCAACAGCAUUCCCAGUCCCAAGCUGCUGGCUCCCUCAUGGACUCUCCCACUGAUCAAUCCCGUCAGCCACCACACCUGCUCCAGUCAGUGCUGUCCCACACCACCCGGAACAAACUGGAGCCUCAUCAACAGCACCACAAGAUGGAUUCUCACCAACAACAUCAACAGCAGCACCACAAAAUGGACUCUCAUCGGCAACACCAACAGCAUCACAAAAUGGAUUCCCACCAACCACAUCAGCAACACCCAAAAAUGGACUCCCACCCUCAGCAUCAACAGCACCAUAAAAUGGACUCUCAUCCCCAACAGCAGCAGCACUCUAUUAGCCAACAGCAAGCUGUGAUGGAAAGUGCUGGUGGGACACUUGGCUCCAGUAAACAUCAGGCUCAGUCUCAGUCCCAAACCACCCAGCUCCAGCUUCAGCUCCAGUCCCAGGCUUUGGAGGUGGCAGCGGCUCACUACAACCACGGCCCCCCGUCACAUCAGCACGAACAGAGCCAGGUGAAACAAGGCUCAGUGGUGUCUUCUUUGGACAUGCUGGAACGCUCCCUUUCUCAGACCUCCAGCACGGACGUGGCUGUUGCAGAGGACAGGCGUGGCGGACCAGGCAGCGGUGGAAGGAGUGGAGGUAGCAGCGAGCGCCACAGGCAGCAGCAGGAGCAGCAGCAGAGGCAGCACCCAUCCCACCAUCACACACAGCAACACUCAGCCUCUGAGCUCCACUCCUUUCUCUCCGAGCCCGAUAUCGGCUUAUCCACCCCGCCUCACAUGCACCAUCUUUCACAGCACCACCCCCAGCAGCAGCACCCCAGCUCUCAACAUCAACAAACCCACUCUCACCACCCUCACCAGCAGCCACCACACCCUCACCACAUACCCCCACCAUCCGGCUCAGCACACUCCCAGGCACAGCCUGACCAACAACAGCUCACCCCUCAGCAGAGCCAGCUGGACCAACAGCGCUCAGAGCAGCACCAGUUUGACAAUGUCAGCCCAGUGGAGAAAGCGGAUCAGAAUCAACAAAGUAACCGCUUUGUACCCCUAACUUCCAUCUGCUUUCCGGACUCCCUCCUUCAGGAUGAGGACCGCUCCUUUUUUCCAGGAAUGGAAGACAUGUUUUGUGCAGAGGACUACAAGUCAAGCUGUGCUGGAGGUGCAGGACCAGGACAGGAGGAGAUGAAUGAAAGCCACACUGGACAAGAGGGAAUGGAUUCCAUGAAAUCUGGACAGGGUGGAGGUGGAGCAGGGGGAAGUGGUGGAGGGAGCUAUGACAUAAUGGGUCACCAUGGUGGAGAUCAAGGUUAUGAACCAUACUGUCAUGGCCUGGAAGAACCCAGCAACAACACCAUGACUCUGGAUCUAGACUCCCUUAAAACCCACGAGCUCCCUUCCACUGUGAACACUGAACAGCUAGGACUGAUACAGUCCCAGGCCCCGGCUAUGGGUAUGGGUUCCAAUCCUGCUGGUCCCAACAACUCUGGAGGCAAACUAUCUGCUGGGCCUGGAGGAACCGGCCAAGGAGCUGGUUCUGGAGGCCUCCAAUCUCCAAUUUUCUGCUCCUCUCGUCCGAAGAAGCUCCUCAAGUCCAGCUCUUUCCACCUGUUAAAGGAGCGCCGGGACCCCAACACAAUGCCUAAAAAAAGUUACGCUCAAGAAUAUGAGUUUGAGGAUGAUGAGGAUAAAGCCGACCAGCCAGCGGACAUUCGGCUGAACAGCCGGAGGCUCCCAGACCUAUUGCCAGACUUGGUGUCCAGCUGCAGAAAGGGUGGAGGAGGAAGUGGCUCUCUCAGCCCCUUAAUGGGUGACAUUGACUUCUACCACUCCUCUGGUUACUCCUCUAUGGGUUCACACUCUCUUUUGCCUCAGGAGGGACCCAAGAAGAGGGGCCGAAAGCCCACUAGACCCAAGAGAGACGGUCCCCCUAGGCCAAGAGGCAGGCCUCGCAUCCGCCCAAUGCCUGAGCCCUACACUCCACGAGGAAUGAUGGGGGAGAUGGGUGGGACAACAGCGGGACCGGGAUUCAGUGUGGAGGGACGAGGUAGGGGUAGGGGCCGUGGAAGCCGAGGUAGAGGACAGAGGAGGGAGGAUAUGUACAUGGAAAUGAGCGGGAAGGAGCAGGAUCAGAUGCACCAACAUCAGCUCCAUCAGCAGCAGCCACAGCAGCUCCAUCACCAGCCCCAACAGCAGCUACACGAGCCUAUUCCUCCUCUGAAGAUCAAGUUACCGAUUGGUACCCUGUCCUCCUCCGAUGCCUUGUUGAGGACGGACUCUUUGUCUGGCACGGACCCUGCUUUGUCGGACGGCUCAGUGGGCUCAGCUCCCUCACUGGGUUUAAGUCCCGGACCCCCCUGCAGCACUGAAAGCAACAGAAGUCAGGACAAGAACAAGCAGAAAAUCCACAUGAUGAGUGAAGGAGUGGAUGAGGAGGGCCUGGAGGAAAGGGGCGAUGAGAAAGACUCUGAUUCCAAGGCCGGCUUCGUCGCUUCAUUCUUGGACUUCCUCAAGACGGGGAAGAGACCUCCAGGCUUGGACAUCUCUCCAGGAAUGGAACCUGACAAUGGUGAAACCUCACCCUGUAAAUCGGGCGGUCUGCGCCCACUGUCUCCCACACAUCCUCCUCCACCGCCGCCACCUCCAUUCGGGGACAGUGAAGGGAACGGGGGUCUGGCUCUGGGCAACUGCCCAAGCCCAAAGCGCUUGGAGGAUGAGCUGAAGAGGAACCUGGAGACCCUGCCUUCGUUCUCCUCCGAUGAGGAGGACUCAGUCGGAAAGAACCAGGACCUCCAGAAGAGCAUUUCCUCAGCCAUUUCUGCAUUGUAUGACACUCCUCAGCUGACGUCUAACCUGCAGACCCCGCUACCUCCUUCACCUCCCCAGCCUCAGCCUCAGGCUCCUGAGUCCCCCCUUACCCCAACACUGCAGCCCCCCACACUUAGCCCACAGCCUAGCAUGCAUACACCUCACCACCUGCCCCAGUCCAACGAACCUGAUAUCCUCCAGCCAGAAGAUGGAGACAUGGAUGAGAACAAAGAUGAGGAGAAUGUGGAGAAUGAGGAGGAGGAGAGGAGCACAGGAGGGGAUGAAGAGAGCGAUAUGACAGAAGAGAGAGAGCCACAGCUGGAAACCCUCAGUGCCCCCACUCUUGAUGUGUCCCUCCCUGAGAUUCCUCCAGAGCCAGAAACUCCUGAACCUUCCUCAGUCCCUCCAUCUCCCGCCUCAUCCUCCUCUCCUUCUCUCCCCCUCCCUCCCCUCUCACUCCCCUCACCCCUGCCUCCAGCAGAGGAACAACAGGAGAAUUCCCAGCCUGCAAGCCCUGUCGCUCCCACAUGCCCCUCUCCGCCACCUCCGCCACCUCCCCCACCCGCUACUCUCCCUCAGCCCGCUUCCCCUCCUCCUCCAACUUCCCCUCCUCCCCCAGCUUCAGUUCAGAAGGAGUCUCCCGUGCCAUCUCCAGAGUCCCCCGCCUCCCCCGAAGAGCCUCCAGCUCCUAAGAUCACCUCCCUGCACCUUGCCCAGAAGCAAGAAGAUGCUGCCAUUGCUGGAGAGAGUGAGGAGGACGAGAGCGAGAGUGGAGGCGAGGGCAUCUUCAGAGAAAGGGACGAGUUUGUGGUCCGGGUGGAGGACAUUCGAACUCUCAAGUUGGCCUUGCAGAUGGGCCGUGAGCCUCCUCCCAUCUGGAGGGUGCAGAAAGCGCUGCUGCAGAAGUUCAGCCCAGAGAUCAAAGAUGGACAGAGACAGUUCUGCGCCACAAGCAACUAUCUUGGCUACUUCGGAGAUGCCAAGAGGCGAUACCAGCGGAUCUAUGUCAAGUUUCUGGAGAAUGUCAAUAAGAAGGACUACGUCAGAGUCUGCUCUCGGAGACCUUGGCGCAGAGCCACACCUGCUCUCAGACGCCAGUCCCUCCCCAGAAUGGCUUCCCCUCCUGCCACCCAGGUGCCAACGAAAGUAGAGAAAGAGGAGAGAGCAACUCCGCCAGUCCAGCGUGAACAGAGGGAGAAAACCAGAACCGCAACAACAAAAGAACAACGGGAGAAAAAGGAGGUUCCAGCUGCUCUGCCCAAAGCAAAGGAGAAGGACAAAGAGAGGGAGCCUGAAAAGGAGAGGGAGAAAGAGAAGGAGAAGCGAGUGCAGCCGCAGCAGGACAAAGUGGAGAAACGUGCUACAGCGGCAGAACGAGGUAGAGCCAAGGAGGAGAAGAAAGCAGUGGAGAGGAAGGAGAAGGAAAAGGCUGAGCGCACACCCAAGUCCAAGCCAGCCAAAGUGAAGGCGGAGCCACCGCCGAAGAAGAGGAAGAGGUGGCUGAAGGAAAUACCUUCAUCAUCUGACUCAGACUCAUCGGAGGAGGCAGCUAGUGAGAAUGAAAUGCCAGUGAAAGGCGGCGUGAACAACCGUGCCAUGAGGGAGAUGUUCAGGAGCUACGUGGAGAUGCUGGUCAGCACGGCCCUGGACCCCGACAUGAUCCAAGCACUGGAGGACACUGACGAUGAGCUGUACCUCCCACCUAUGAGGAAGAUUGACAGCAUCAUCAGCGAACAGAAGAGGAGGCUGUUGAGGAGAGUCAGCAUGAGCUCUCAGCACCAGGAGUUCCUGCAUGCUUACCCCCAGAUAAUUGUAGACCCCCUGGACUCAGGAGCGGUCAGGGUGCGGCUAAGCGGGGAUGCUUACAACCGAAAGACCCUCAACAGAGUCAAAAAGACCCUGCCUAAACCACAGGACCUUAAACUGUCAGCAGAGACGUAUCGAAUCUACAGUCUCUUCCACUCCCUGCAUCACUAUAAAUACCACACCUUCUUACAGUGCAAGAAGGAGACCAACACCAUCGAGCAGGCAACAGAGGACCCGGGCCAAGAGGAAGUGGUGCAGCAGUGCAUGGCAAACCAGAGCUGGCUGGACACCCUCUUCAGCUCCUUCAUCGAGCUGCUCACGCUCAGCACCAAAGCCUGAGUCGACCACAAAGAAAGAGAGAGAGAGAGAGAGAGAGAGAAGGAGAGAAUGGAUUAAAGCAAGAGGAUUUAAAAAAAACAAAAUGAAGAUACAAAGAGAUGGAAUCCUACUGUACAGCCCCCCGACCCGCUUCAAGUCUCUUAGGUCUGAGGAUGAAUUUUUGAGGCCCUUGACGAACACAAGGAGGUCUAUUCAUGUGACCCCGGACACUGGCCUCUGUUCUUUUUUUUCUUGUUGUUGAUCACUGACUAAAGAAAUGUCUUACUUUUGUGAGUGGGGACCCCACCGGAUCAGGGGUCACUGGCGAGGUCAAGAGGGAA
Molecule: messenger RNA, 9214 nt
Organism: Anoplopoma fimbria (sablefish)
Lineage: Eukaryota; Metazoa; Chordata; Actinopteri; Perciformes; Anoplopomatidae
Product: proline-rich protein 12-like
Source: RefSeq, a predicted model, not a curated record